ACAUCAAAAAAAACUUUGUUACGCGCGCCUAGCGCCGGUGUGUAUGCUGUCCUUUACGCCGUUCUUACAAAGACAACAACUCCCAUCAUCUUGGUGAAAGGGAGUUUGGCAGACAAGACAAACAUUUGGCCGAGAAGAGCUAUAAUGACCGGCGUAGUUUGGGGACUUUUCCAACACCUUCCGCGCUUCAUGGAGUCUGACUGCAAACGUUUCCAGCCCUGGAGAGACUACAUGGGACUGUCGGACACAAUCCGAGAGAUCCUGGGCCGGGCCCCGGCCAGUGAGGCCUCUAAAGCUCCGCACUCAGAAUCUGAUAACCUGUGCGAGGCACUGAUGUCCGUGCGCAUGGGGCUAAACACCGUCUGCCAAAGUGGUGGAUCAGGUGUAUCUACGCUGUGUGUGCCAGGCUCUUCGACUCCUCAACGCCCUCCUGAUGAUUUGCCAUAUGCGACAGACCCGUUUCGUGUCGAGACAUCGGAAGCGGCGGAUUUGAAGACAGUUUCGAGACCGACAGGCUCCCGGGGACCUAAAGAACGCAAGAAAACCACUCGUUUCAAAAUCCCGGAUCCUCCGUUGUUAGCAGCGUCAUCUGAGCGCAUGUUCUGCAGUUUCUGCAAGCACAACGGAGAGUCCGAGUUGGUUUGCGGAUCCCACUGGCUGAAGAACCAGGCCGGAGAUGUUUUGUGUCCCUAUCUGCGGCAGUAUGUGUGUCCUCUGUGCGGAGCCACAGGGGCCAAAGCUCAUACUAAGCGCUUCUGUCCAAAAGUGGACAGCGCGUACAGCUCCGUGUACGCCAAGUGCAGACGCUGAACCAUCAGAUGGCAGCAACAAGGCUGACUCCUUUUUAUUUGAGUGUGGAUUUGUUUAUUAACACGUGUGGCUUUCAUUUGCAUGCCAAACCUUUCUAAGACUACAGUUGUGAUCAUCAGUCAUAACUAUAUUGUAGAAAUUGUAAACACCUUGUGACCAUGUCGGCAUUUUAAAUUUUUAAAAAUAUGAGUGACUUGUUCUGUGUAAAUAACCUGUUCUUGAGGCAUGUUUUAUUUUGAAUAUUGUAUGUGAGGC
Molecule: messenger RNA, 1065 nt
Organism: Etheostoma cragini (Arkansas darter)
Lineage: Eukaryota; Metazoa; Chordata; Actinopteri; Perciformes; Percidae
Gene: nanos3
Product: nanos homolog 3
Exons: 1
Coding region: 145-810 (221 amino acids)
Biological process (GO): negative regulation of translation; oogenesis
Cellular component (GO): perinuclear region of cytoplasm
Molecular function (GO): mRNA binding; zinc ion binding
Source: RefSeq, a predicted model, not a curated record